AUGACCGAAGUUUUGCAUGUCUCAAUAUUCCUAACAUUUCUCUCGAUUUUUCCAUUAUUUCUUUAUCUUCCACAUUUCUUUAGUGAAAUAUCUGAAAUCAGUCGAAAAUUGGAUCAUGAUUUGAAUGAUUUCAUUGAAAUUGAGAAGAAAUUUUGGGCAGAUGCAAAUGUUCGAAGAAAAAGACACUAUUCUUAUGGGCAAUAUCAAUAUCAACAUGUUUAUAAUUAUUGUGAAUGUGAUUAUUUGAAUUAUUGUGAACCUGGAAGACCUGGAAAGCGAGGUAUGUUACUCACAAGAGUAGAUUUAUCAACACUAGAAAAAUAUUUGAAAUUCUAGGCCCAGAUGGAAUUAGUGGAGAAGAUGGUCUUCCUGGAAUCAAUGGUCCUCCUGGUGAGCCUGGAGAGCUUCCAAAUAUCCUCUAUAACCAUAUUUAUGGAUGUCGGGUUUGCCCAUAUGGCCCGAAAGGAAAACCAGGUCCAGUUGGACCUGAUGGCCCGAUUGGCCCUCCAGGUUGGCCGGGAGAAAAUGGAAUACGUGGAAUGGAUGGAGAAAGAGGUGCGAUUGGAGAAGAAGGGGUAUUGGGAGAACCUGGAAUGGAAGGAUUACCUGGAGAACCAGGAAUGAUGGGCCAAAUUGGGAUUCGUGGAAUUAAAGGUGUGCUUGGAGAGAAUGGAGAAACUGGUGCGCCUGGAAUUCGAGGAGAAGAUGGUAUUCCUGGAGAACCUGGAGGUCCUGGUGUCCCUGGAAUAGAGGGAUUGCCUGGACCAUUUGGACCGCGCGGAGAACGAGGACCGAAAGGAGAACCAGGAAUUCGAGGAGCCACUGGCAACCCGGGAAUGGACUCACAUUACUGUCCUUGUCCACAAAAGAAGAUGUUUGCGAGAGGAAAAGCUCAAUAA
Caenorhabditis angaria is the source of this 899-nucleotide messenger RNA. The record is from the annotation of a GenBank genome assembly. NCBI's taxonomy places the organism in Eukaryota, Metazoa, Nematoda, Chromadorea, Rhabditida, Rhabditidae.